Drosophila rhopaloa is the source of this 2062-nucleotide messenger RNA. RefSeq lists its product as uncharacterized. The record is from RefSeq and is a predicted model, not a curated record. Bases 214 to 1794 code for a protein of 526 amino acids. NCBI's taxonomy places the organism in Eukaryota, Metazoa, Arthropoda, Insecta, Diptera, Drosophilidae. The transcript has a single exon.
ACACUUCCAAUUAUACAACAAUAAAAAUAUUUGUUGUGUAAACGAAUACUUAUAAGGAAUUUUUAGUACCUAAAAUCCCAACAAGCUGAACUUGCUAUCAUAUAGCUAAAUCAGCAAGUUAAAGGUAUAUUCGAAACCCUACAUAUUCACUUCUCUGGAGCUUGCUUUCAGUUUGCCACGGUAUUUUGGAUAAGAAGGCCAUAAGCUCGGAAAAUGAUAACGCAAAGUUUUGGUUUUAGCCUCAUAACCAUCUUGAUAGGGCUCUCCCAUGAGGCUGAUCCAUCAACUGAUCAGGACGAUGGUGGAACUCCAAUGACGAUGAAGGGGUUCAACAAUACUCUCGGCACCUUUGUGGAAUACACCGGACGUGCAGAUUUGGCCUUCGAAGAUUUGACCAUAUAUGCCAGCUUUAAUUUUAAGUCACUUCUCCUGGAUAUCCAGACCUUGAAAAAAGACUAUGAAACUCUUUCCGGUAUUUGCAUGGACAACCCAAAUAUGUGCCCAAAAUUCUUCGAUCUCAUAACGUUCGAAGACACUUUUAUAAAAGAUGGCAUGAUUGUGACGGACCUUUCGAUGUUUUUUAAAGGAAAAUCAUUGUUCGAAGAUAUGAAUGAAUCUAUCAUCAUCGACAGCACAAGAAACGUACACCAAAUUGUACUCGAACGCGAUAGCAAUGAAGGCACCGAGAGUCCGUACCGGUAUAUCUACGGCCUGACCAAUAAACUAAAUCAUCUGGGCACCCACUUAAAAAGGACACGGGAUGCCAUAGUUGAAGCCAUAGUAUCCGCCCAACAGGGUCGUCUUAGUCCGCUAGUCCUUUCCAUCAAUCAGUUAAAGGGGGAGAUGGUAAAAAUUCAGGCAGACCUUCCACCAGGGCGGCGACUGCCCUUCGAUCAAUCGACAAUGUCCAAUAUUUAUCGCGUAGCCACUGUAUUCCCUCAGCAGAUGGACAACCAAGUGGUCUUCCAAAUCAAAGUGCCCUUGAUCGAUGUGGAUCAGUUUAAUAUGUACCGCCUGACACCCAUUCCACGGCUGGAUGAUGGCAAAAUCCAGAUGAUGGACACCGAAACACCGUACCUGUGUAUCAAUGAUCAUCAGGACCGGUAUUUCCCGCUCCAGAACUUGGAUGGCUGCAUUGAAUUGGCAGGGGAACGAUUCCUGUGUAGGAACAACCAAAUCACCUAUGGAAAUGCUGGUGACAGUUUGGCCUGUUCUUUGGCGGCCAUAAAGAAUCAAUCCUCUGAAGCCUGCAUUUUUCGUCAAGUGGAGGAGAGCAUCAUGUGGACACAGCUGGUGGCACCGAACUCAUGGAUGGUGGCCCUCACCAAGGAGCUUUCAUUGAUGGGUGUGUGCUCUGGUGAGAGUCAGGAACUGCGGAUAAAUGGCACUGGAAUCCUGAACAUUCGCAGCGAUUGCGUCGUCCGGACUUCAGCUGUCACACUCCAAGGAAAAUCCCCAAAAAGUACUCCUUCGAAAAAGGGUUACGCAUCCCUGCGACGGAUCAACAAAUCCCCUCGAAGGAGGGUCAAUCAACUACUUGAGAUCGUAACCCAACUGAGGUUGGAUCUGGAAAAACUGAAAGCCAUCGAGGAUUAUCCGAUAGCCGUCAUCGCAGUUUGCCCCAUAAUUGUGCUGAUUGUCGUUAUAAUUUCGUUGGUAUACUUAUAUCGCGUCCACCGUAGAAGACAGCUGACAGAGGCACAAAAUUCACUCAAGGAAGUCAAUGUACUGCAAGACCCAAAAAAUGAAAACCAGUCCAGUAAUCUUCCGCUUCUGGAAAAACGAGAAAUAUAAAAAAAGGUGGAGAUAAAAAUUUGCAAUUUCAAACCUAGAAAUUUUUCUACGCAUUAUUUUAGACCACAGACAAAAGAGACAUCUCUGCUUGAUCGGAGCAUUCAUAUCCUUAUAUCAUCGUAGCUGCCUGAUUGGUCGACAUUCAUCUUGGAGCGGCUUCUUAUGUCUAAGUACUCCAAAUGAUAGGGGAUCAUUUCAUACACUACAUGUGUGUUUCUUUUCCCGAACUCAAAAACAAUAAAUUAACCAUAAUUGUUUGAACUAUGUA